Bemisia tabaci is the source of this 3003-nucleotide messenger RNA. The record is from RefSeq and is a predicted model, not a curated record. Lineage: Eukaryota; Metazoa; Arthropoda; Insecta; Hemiptera; Aleyrodidae.
AAAUUCAGACGGAGCCGUUCACUUAAAAAUUGACGGAACUAUCUCCGGCAUAGACUUUUGCUUCACUGAAGAAAAAGCGCCUUAAUGUAAAACGCCAUAGAAUAAAUCGGAUUACGAAAAAAUUGCAACUUUUACGUCACCUCAUUGUGUUGGAGUGUCUCAUAAUUCCUAACCUAUCGUUAAUCCUCCACUUGAAAUCAUACUGUCUGAUGUCAAGAAGUUUUCCAAAUGUACAAGCUCCAGUUCCACUUCCAUUGUCAAGGAUGCUGGUUCUCGCGUGACUGUGAAAUGAGUUACUCCUCGCGCCUUAGUAAACGGCAUUGAUUAUUUCGGUCAAUCCCACGAUGACGUCAUCGGUGAGCGACGAGGAGACCCGUGGGAAAAUAUCAAGCAACGAGGAAACCAAGGAUAAAACAGUGAGUGACAUAGAAAUCGGUGCAAAACCAGUGAACGAUGAAGAAUGUGGAGAGGAGGUAUCCUGGCGGUGUUGGAUUCGAACCUUAUUUGCUGCGAGUGGUGCGAUGAUGGUAUUCGUGUUUACAGGCGUGACUGAAGCGCAAUCAGCCGUAAUGUUGCCGCAGUUGAAAAAACCUGAUAGUUACAUUCGCGUUGGUCCAGACGAAGAAACAUGGAUAGCAAGUCUGGGGAUUCUACUGGCUCCACCAUCAGGAAUCCUGGUUGGACCAGUCAUCGACGCCUUCGGCAGGAAGAAAGGUCUCCUCUUCUUCUUCCUCUGCAUGGGGCUAGGUUUCGCCGUCAUCGCCUGUGCAACCGAAGUCUAUCAUAUCUACAUUGGGCGGUGCAUUUGCGCCUUUGCUGUCGGACUAGAAGUGGUAGCAGUGGUAUACUUGGCAGAGAUCAGCACAAAACGUCAGCGUAGUGGCUUUUUCUCCAUGAUGUCGGUUGUCUUCUCUGGAGGCGUGACUCUCACUUAUCUGAUCGGUGGCUAUCUGCCUUGGUACAUUGCUUCAGCCAUCUUUAGCGCUGGGUGUUUUGCCUACUUUGCUGUUGUUUGCUUCGCUCCAGAGUCACCUGCGUGGCUGUUCAAAACUGGGCAGAUUGACGCUUCAACUAAGAGCUUCCUGCGGCUGGGGCGAUCACAUGUCGGGAUAGUCGCCGAGCUUGAGAAUCUGAAACUUUCAUCAAAGGAAGAUGAUGAAAAGCUGGAAUUUAAAGCAUUUCUGGAGCCUACGGUCUGGAAACCGUUUGUUAUUCUGUCGAUGUACCACAUAUUCCAAUGUGGAACUGGCGUUUACGAUAUUUUGUACUAUACAGUUGAUUUUGUUGAGAGUUUAGGAACAAGUUACGACCCUCUUCCAGUUUCUAUUCUUCUCUCCGUUGCAAGGCAUCAGUCUCGCGGAAGUUCGCGACGGCUUUCUCGGCGUUCUGGAUGGCGGUGACCCUAGCUGGGACAGGUGUGUACACUUACGUAUACCGGGACACAACUCAGAAGCCCUACGACUGGUUCCCGAUAGUCUGCAUGCUCAUCAACAUCGUGGCCAGCGCCCUGGGGGUGACGAGUCUACCCUUGCUCAUGUCCGGGGAGGUCUUCCCACUCCGGGUCCGAGGGGCCAUGACCGGCGCGUCGUUUCUCAUCGGGCUGGGGGCCUUGUUCGUCGUCGUCAAGAUCUACGCCUUCUGUCUGCAGAUCCUCCAGAUCUGGGGGUUGCUCUUCGUCUACGCGGUGUUCUCCGUGCUGUGUGUGCUUCUCGGGGUGUUCCUCCUGCCGGAGACGCAGGGCAAGACGCUCUGGGAGAUAGAGCAGGGGUUCUUGCCGAAGAAGGACCGGCGGCGGAAUGGCGAGUGAAGGACUGAGGACACUCUCAAAUCAGGGGUCAUCCACAAAUGAAUCAGUUGGAGCGAAAACACACCAACUCGGAAAAAUGAAGCUAAUCAAGACACACGCAGAACUGCAUGGUAGGCAAUGAAGUUAGUUUAAGAAAGAGAUUUUUGAUGCUGAAAGACAAGUAGUUGUGGACACUUUAAAGGACCAAGUUGGAACAGAUGCGCCAGUUUCGAUGACCUUUUUGUAAAUUAACUGUCCUUUAUGAAAGUGAGCAUUUUCGAGUUGCCGAGUCGGUGUGUUUUCGUUCUCACUGAUUCAAAUGAUUUCGAGAUUUUUUCUUAUUUUUUUUACAAUAGAAGUGAAACAUCAUCAUGAGGCAAAUUUUUGCGGGUCGAUUUGGUCGAAGUUUUUAACUUACUGCCAACCACCGUUACAACAAAAUGAAAUUCCCUCCGCGCGCUUACAACAUUAGGUUUCCAUGCUGGCUGCAAUGACGACCACAUCCAAAAUUCUCGACCCACCUCCAGAGGUGGGUUGGAAAGAGGAUGGAUACAAACAUUGGCCAAAGUUCAUCAAGCAGCUGAGUUUAUUUCUUAACUGCAUCGGAGCGUUUUUCUCCUUUGGUUUGCAACCCUGUCGAUCGAUGAAAAAAUUGACCAAAUCCACCCACGGAAAUUCACCCAUGAUGAUUUAUUUUGAUACUUUUCAAUCAAUGCGUACUUUGAGAUUAUCAGUGCUUGGUUCUAUAUUGAAGAAUGUUUCUUCCUAGCUUUACCAAUGAGGAGAAAAAUGGGCCCUCAAAGCAUAUUGAGGAGGGAAAUCGAAACCCUGUUCAAAAUUAAUCUCACUUCCUCAUUAAACCAUAGGAAGAGAGGAAUAAGGGGGAAAAAAUUACAUCUCUUAAACGAUUCCUCUAUUUAAGCCUUGUCCACGCAAGCACGGUUCCGGGAACUUGUCAUGACUUAUAUGACUUGUUCCUCGAAUCCUCUAGUUCGUAGAACUAAUUGACGCAAACUGUGCUCGCUUGGACAAGGCCUUAGGUGUGCCUGUAGUUCAUUAAUCCUUGUCUGUGGUAUAAUUAUGUGAUACAUUGAUCCAAAGUUUCACUCAGCACUCAUUUUCAUCAUCUUCAUUAAUAUGUAAGACUUACUUCACUGCCAGCAUGUAUCGAUGUAAAUAAAUAAAUAAAUAAAUAAAUAAAUAAAUAAAAAAUGAAA